GUUCGCUUUCUUGUGAUGUAUUUUAGUUGUUGUUCUGUAGUGAACCAUGAUGAUGUACGGGCCGUUCUAUGUUGCGUUGAUGCUGGUUCUUGUUCGUUUGCAAUCUUCUCGUGGCCAAAGCCAGUUGGGCGAGGUUGUAGAUGACAAAAUAAAGGACGUACUGUUUCGAAACAUGGGUCAAAUCUACGUGGAAGAAUUCAAUAUUGAUAAUCAGCUUUUGACCCUUGAAGUCAUAGCCGAGGACACUAUUGGAACCUCGGAACUCUGGGUGGUAGACUUUCAACCUUACGACUUUGACGAAAAUAACCAGCCGGUAGAUCCCGAUACGGGCGACAUAACCUCUGACAACACUGGCGAGUGUUCAAACAUUCUGGCAGAUGGCGGAUUUUCAUCCUUCGGGCCAGCCUACUACUUCUCCGAUGCCGGUAACUUCGAAACUAGAAACGUCUCGCUGAGGUCGGCCACAAAGUCCGACGGAAAACGGCUGUUCACGAAUUAUGUGAGGGGCCAGAGCUACAAUACUAACGACCAGUACGGUAAUAGUGUUGACAGAAGAGACUACACUAUGCGAUAUCAAGGACAUCUUGGUUACUUUUUCAACUGCACCGAUACAACUGGGACUAACAUCUGGACCUAUAUGAAUACAACAGACACCAUAGAAUAUCACACUACUAUGUACGUGACUAACGUGCGCCCAGUCGAUAACGCAGAUGCCAGUAAGGGAAUGGCAAGAGUUUCUUCCAGUAUCACGCUAAUAUACAGGUUAUCCCGAAUCGCCAUUGCAAACUUCGUAAUCAGUUCCUCUCCGUUGGUGAAACCAAUAAUAGACUACGUCAUAAUAUCUCCAUAUUUUGAUGCCAAUGGCGAACCACUCACUAAUAAAGCAACGAUAGAAAUACAGUUCAAGACGGUCAUUCAGUCAAACGCCGUUGACGGAUUUGCCCUGCAAUUUAAAGCCGACACUCAAGAGUACACGCCCGAGAACUCUGGUAAUUCAUUUAGCAAUGACACUGGUGACGAAAUCGUUUACACGGCGGGUCCAAAGCAGUGCGUCUUUGUCUCGCCUAAUGAAUGUACACAAACGUGGAACUUUGUCGUAGUUUUAAAUGUUGAUGAUACCGUUGUAGAAAGUGAUGUACCAAUUGAUGCAACUGGAGUGUUCAAAUUCCAAUUUGAGCAAUUAGAGUGUAGCUCAACUACAACCGACCCACCGAGUAGUUGUGUGUUGACAUCUUCCUCUCUUUUUGAAAUUACGUUGGACGUUACAAUCCAGACUGUGGUUGUAGUACGGGAUGCAGAUAAAGACUAUCCCAGUUUGUAUUUACUCAGUAUUACUGGAGCCAACAAUAACGAUCUCAGAGGUGGUGUGAGGGCAGGCAAUCGGGGAGUCAAUCAUCUGGAAAGCGUUAACAUGAAGAUACAAAUGUUGCCUGAAUUCUUCAGAGACGUUUUCAAUUUAGAGUUGACCCUGUUCAUGGUGUGCCGGGAUGACACUAGAAAUUUAUUGGGUGGUUGCCUCGAUGUGGAAACAGGAAAUCGAUACAUUGCGUAUCGAAGCGACGAUUUCAGAUUCGUAGCUCUCGAUAGUGAUGGAAAUGAUCAGAUUUAUUCCACGAGUCACUUGGCUGAAGACAACUGGGUUCCAACAGGCAACAGCUCGACCCAGCAAAUGCUGGACAGCUAUUCUUAUGACACAACUAAUGAACUGUACAACAUCGACUGGACGAACGCCGCCCUCGCACAGGAGAGAUCAGAAUACACUAUUACAACAGUUUUCAAACUCGAAGAGAAACUAAGAAAAAGAAAAAGAAAGAAAAGGGCAGCCAUAAAGAUGGUAAACGAAGACUUCAGAAAUAAAGGAAUGGUCGUAGUCAACAGCGCCGUGUACUCCGGGCAUCGACUUUCAGCUGGCGCCCUAGCUCGACGUGCUGAACUCUUAGAUGGUCGCGAUAGAAGAGAUGCGAUAGACUAUGCAGACGAGCCAACCGCACACCAUGCUUCGUUCGCGUUUGCCGGAUGUCCCAAACGUAGCCUCUAUGUGAAAGAUACUCUGACCUGUGACUGUUUAGAAGAAGACGAAACUUACAGCAACACGGAAUUCGAAUGCACUAAAUCGGAAUUCUGGCAAGAUGUAGAGCCGAAAGUGUUAGGCGAGCCAUCGCGUACCGGCAAAAUCGCACUUUCGAAAUUGGCCUUGUAUCCGAUUUUUUCUUCGUUACUAUAUCAAUUUAUAUCCAUUUCAUAGGUUUCUCAAAUUCCGUGUAUAUAUUAAUUUCAAAUCUAAUUUAUUUAUAUACAGUUUAAUGAAAUAAAUGUAACUUUGAAGCACUUGUUUUCAGA
Molecule: messenger RNA, 2340 nt
Organism: Saccoglossus kowalevskii
Lineage: Eukaryota; Metazoa; Hemichordata; Enteropneusta; Harrimaniidae
Source: RefSeq, a predicted model, not a curated record